Molecule: messenger RNA, 1512 nt
Organism: Talaromyces marneffei
Lineage: Eukaryota; Fungi; Ascomycota; Eurotiomycetes; Eurotiales; Trichocomaceae
Exons: 5
Coding region: 1-1512 (503 amino acids)
Cellular component (GO): membrane
Molecular function (GO): protein binding
Source: RefSeq, a predicted model, not a curated record
AUGCCUCUUCCGAAUUUACGAAUGUCAUCGACAAGUCCCGCCAGGAUCAAGAACUUAAUACACGGUUUCCAAGCGGUUCUCAUUUUCCUAGCAUGGGCUCUUACAAUCGCCGUCUUCACCAAAGCGGGCGGCAUUGAUGGCCGCUCCGGCUGGUAUUUUGGUAUCUGCUGGCUCUCCAUCCCCGCUUUGAUUUAUCUUGUCGCCGUACCAACUUUCCCUCGCGCUCGCCGGUUCGGUAAUGUCUACGCUUUCGCUACCGUCGACGCAUUGAUGAUCAUCCUAUGGUUCAGUGGCUGGGUCGCUGUCGCUUCAUACGUCGCCGAGGGCAAGACUAAAGGCCAAGAGGCGCAGAAGGAUUCCAAGGAUCCAAAGUCCGGUUGUGAUGCUUUUGCCUAUGGAAGUGCGUCCAAGUGUAGCGUCAGUACUGCUACGGUGAUUUUUGGAGUCGUUAUUUGCCUUCUAUUCAUCUCCACCGCAUACUUUUCCUUCCGCAAUGUGGCCUACUUUCGCCGCACAGGCACCAUGCCCGACGCCGUAUCUGACCCAACCUUCGACGCCCAAACCAAAGCCGCCUUCUCCUCGAACCCCGCACACGAUUUCGAGGAAGAGGACGAAUUCCGACUUGGUCGCGGUGGUGGUGGUGGUGGUGCCGGUGGCGAGGGUCCCUCUCACUAUGGCCAGGACCGCGAUGAAGAUUAUGCUCUGCUUCAACAAAGUGAAGCAGAUGAGCUUGGCGGAUCGCAUCAUGGUGGUGUAUCAGGCGCAUAUGAUCCUACCUCGACACAUGGAGGGUCCGUGAUGCACGACUACGACACGAGUUACAAUAGUGGCUAUACCUCCCGAUUCGAAGAGAACACAGUACCAGUAAUCAAAAUGAUCUCCGUCGACAUUGACAGCUACAUACAAUACGGCCUCUACCUCGACCCAACAACGAAAGCCAUCUCCCUCCCCAACCCCGAAGGCCAAACUCCCUCGCAAAUCGAAGCCAUCAAUGCCGAACUCCAACAACUAAACGUCCUACAUCGCGCAUUGGUCGGCCUCGACUCACCCAACGUUCCUCCUCCACCUUUGCCUGUCAACCCUAAACGCAGCGCUCAAAUCACCAAACUCCGCGACACCGCAAACACGGCGUUCCGCAAAUCCAACUAUGCGGAAGCAGUCAAGUUGUACGGCUACGCUAUCGAUAUGGCCAUAGGUCGACCGGCGUGGGAGCCCGUGAAUCUCAUCCGCGACGAAUUGUCGGGUCUUUAUGCGAAUCGCGCGCAGGCAUACAUGUCGCAGCAGUCAUGGCCGGAGGGCUGGAUCGACUCGAAAUGUAGCGCGGAGUGUAAGCCUAUGGGCAACGUCAAGGCGUGGUGGCGUGGCGGCAAGUGUCUUGUUGAAAUGAGUCGGUGGGAUGAGGCUCGCGCUUGGGUUGAGCAAGCUUUGGGUCUUGAAGGGCCAGCUAGUGAGGGUGGGAAGGAGCUUGUUGCGCUGUUGGCGGAUAUAGAAGCUGGAAGCAAGAGGGCUUAA